GCGCAUAGCUGCAGAUUUCCCAUCAUACAUUGCUCGGUAGAAGUUUGGCUUUUUUAAUUUCCCCGCGGUGGUUUGAAUACUGCACGCCAUUAUAUCUGAGAAAACUAAGACUACAGACACAGAGAUGGCUGUUACUUCUGUGAAUCCGCAGAUGCUAGAGGGAUUUGAGCAGUUUCUGAAAGAGUACCGCCUCUCCACUUUCUCCCAGUGGCCCUUCGUCUCCGAUUGCUUAUGUACUCCAGAUCGGAUGGCAGAAGCUGGAUUCCUUCACUGUCCUAGUGAAAAUUCACCUGACGUGACCCAGUGCUUCAUAUGCUUUAAGGAGUUGGAGGGAUGGGAGCCUGAUGAUGAUCCUCUAAAAGAACACCGGAAACACUCUCCUAGCUGUGCAUUUCUCGCUCUCCAGAAAGACGUGUCUGACUUGACGAUGCAACAGUUUCUGAGACUUGCCCAAGAGAGAAUGAGGAACUUGAUUAAAAAGAAUGUUAACCAGAAAAUUAGCGACUUGGAAAAGUAUGCUGUUAACAUACGUAAAGAAAUCAACUUGUUGCGUUCGUAACAUUCCUUGUGUGCUGUGUGAUGCUGUGGGCUUACCCCUCUUUUUCUUAAUAAAUAUUACUGGUUUUCAAA
This is a messenger RNA of Rhineura floridana, 630 nucleotides long. RefSeq names its product baculoviral IAP repeat containing 5 (gene BIRC5). Lineage: Eukaryota; Metazoa; Chordata; Lepidosauria; Squamata; Rhineuridae. Bases 125 to 559 code for a protein of 144 amino acids. The transcript has 4 exons. The record is from RefSeq and is a predicted model, not a curated record.